AUGGCACAGCCCAAAUCUCUAAGGAGUCAGAGAAUGAAGCGGCCGGAGGAGGCUCGAGGGGAUAGCGUAGCGGCUCAGCGGAUGGGACUCUCCCCUUCCUCGCCAAGAGGAGAGAAGCGCGACUCUUCGAGCGAGGGCAAAGGUCCUCCGUCUCGCGCUCUCAGCAGCAAGAUUACACCGGGGGGGAAGCCGCAAAAGGAAUCUGCAGUUGCGGACUGCGCGAACAAGGCAGAUGCGGGUCCUGCAGAGGGCCACCAAACUCCAAGGGAAAGCCAGCAGCCUCCUCAUGACGGGAGCUCCAGCCGCGGGGACAGCCACGCAGAUGAACCGUCUCUCUGUCCUCCUAGGGACAGGGCCCAGGAAGUCUGUGAGUCGUCUUCUCCUCAAGGUUCCUCAGGAGAGGUGAAAUCACCCCACAGGGAUCCUCACUCGGGUCCAGGUUUAACACCUGUUGUUGCACUCGAGGCAAACCUUCAAAGACAGAUAACUGAACUGAUGCGGCAAAAUGCCCUCCUGAGACAGGCCCUGUUAAAGCACAUAAGCAGAGAGGAGCUUCUGUUUCUCUUGGCGUACAACACCACGAUCGUCCCCAGCUACGCUGGAGACGAACAAUCCCUGCAAGACCCCGCGCAUACCCCACGGGACUCUACAGCUGCGGACGCCUCCACAACCGAACCAGAAAAUAACGAAGGGGAAGAAGAGCAAAAUGGCCGAACACGGAACAUCGACCUACCCUGUGUGAAACAGUUUUUCAUGGCGAUGCAAUGCUGUUCGCGGCCCCCCCAUGAAGCCCCUGUCCCCAGUUCCCCUUUUAAUUCCCUAACCACUUGUGAAGGAAACACAACCAGUAUGGACUCAGAUGGUUAUUCCUCGAUUGCUGUGGAUUUCGAUCCCUUCGGGAUGCAAAAGGAAGAUAAGGAGGAGGCGGAGACCCCGCCGGUAGAAGCUGACAGCCAAAAAUCAACCGUGCCUUCCUCUACAACAUCUACAAAUCCGCAGCGGCAUGCCGUGGAAGGCGGCUCUCUUACGCCGCUGCCCACUCUUUGCGUAGGGCGUCCACCGCACCGGGCGACCUCCCUCGGAGCCCUGGACUCACCGUCCCCUGCCAAGCCCCGAGGAGCCUUUGAACUCACGCGAGUGGCAGCCUUGCGACAACCGCUGCACUCUGCAGGACGCGCCUCCUUUGGGGGAAGGGGCUGCAUGGCCCUUAGAACUGUAGAGGAGGGAGAGACGAACACGGAAAAGGUCAAGGUGGCGGUAGAACUGAGGAUUCGGAUUUGGGAGGAGCAUUCCAUUGACUCGAAGCUGGAUGCACUUUUUGCUAAAGCACGAGCAGCAAGAGCUGAUGGCUACUUGUCAGCAGCUCGACUUAAGCAAAACACUGUGCGCUCUGAUGCGCGCUUCUUUACCCGCAGAUCAUCGCUGGUGUUCGUUGUCGUCGAGCUUGCAGCCUUUGUGGCACCUUACUGCGCCGCCGUAUCCCCCAGAGAUGAAGAUAUUUCCAAUAUGAUUCCAGAGAAAGAACCGCAGCAACGCGAGUUCCUCAAGAUGGGCGGAACAGACCGCCGGGGAUCUCCUGCGGGAGGAGGCUUCAUUUGCUCGAGGGGUUCGAUUGUGCUACCGCUCAGCGCAGCAGCUGCGUAG
Messenger RNA from Eimeria mitis, 1644 nucleotides. RefSeq lists its product as uncharacterized. The transcript has 8 exons. Bases 1 to 1644 code for a protein of 547 amino acids. Lineage: Eukaryota; Apicomplexa; Conoidasida; Eucoccidiorida; Eimeriidae. The record is from RefSeq and is a predicted model, not a curated record.